Lagopus leucura (white-tailed ptarmigan) is the source of this 2016-nucleotide messenger RNA. RefSeq names its product basigin (Ok blood group) (gene BSG). Gene Ontology annotation, cellular component: axon; plasma membrane; cell-cell junction. Gene Ontology annotation, biological process: homophilic cell-cell adhesion; dendrite self-avoidance; axon guidance. The coding region runs from base 16 to 1104 and encodes 362 amino acids. The transcript has 9 exons. The record is from RefSeq and is a predicted model, not a curated record. Gene Ontology annotation, molecular function: cell-cell adhesion mediator activity. NCBI's taxonomy places the organism in Eukaryota, Metazoa, Chordata, Aves, Galliformes, Phasianidae.
UGUCUGCCAGUGGAUAUGAAGGCUGGUUUUAUAAAGUCACCACUGUCUCAAAGGAGACUGACUCAGGACAGCGUCGAGUUGCACUGCGAGGCCGUUGGCAAUCCCAUCCCUGAAAUCCAGUGGUGGUUUGAGGGUAACGAGCCUAAUGAGACCUCUGCUCAGCUUUGGGAUGGCGCGUGGCAGGACCGGGUCAAAAUCAACGCCACCUACAACCUGCAUUCCACCAGCACCAUCUACAUCGCAAACCUCACCAGCGACGACUCGGGCACUUAUGAGUGCAGGGCAAGCAACGACCCUGAUCGCAAUCACUUGUCGAAGAGCCCUAAAGUCAAGUGGAUCCGUUCACAGGCCAACGUUCUGGUCAUCGAACGUCCGGUGAUCACGGGGCAGUACACCAGCUCUGCUGACAAGGUGGUCCUCAGCUGUAACAUGAGUGCACCUCACGCCCCCAUCAGGGGCCACAAAUGGAUGCUGGGAGACAAGACACUCAAGGCAGAAGAAGGCAAUUCAGACUCUUUCAUCACUUACACGAUCGAGGGGAAGGUUGAAGAACACUCUGGUGUCUAUGAAUGCAUCUAUGAAACAAACCCAGUGGCAAAAGGAAACGUGUCUAUAGAAGUUCAACCCCAAGUUGUAGCAUACAAGAAGUCUGAGCAUGGGAACGAGGGGGACACAGGUGUGCUGACCUGCAAGAGUCUCUCCUACCCCCCUGUUGGCACCUGGCUCUGGUUCAGAAGUGAUCAAACCCCCGUUGUCAAUGGUACUGAUCGCUACAUCAUCAAGUCCAGUGGCAACAAGACAGAGCUACGCAUCCUCAAACUGAGCAUUGAGCAAGAUACAGGUGACUACCACUGCAAUGGUACCAACGUGAUGGGCCCUGGAAGUGCUACGGUGAAUCUGCGCGUCCGCAGCCGCCUGGCAGCUCUUUGGCCCUUCCUGGGAAUCGUGGCAGAAGUUCUGGUUCUCGUCACCAUCAUCUUCAUCUACGAGAAGAGGAGGAAGCCAGAUGAGGUUCUUGAUGAUGAUGAUGGAGGCUCUGCACCACUGAAAAGCAAUGCCACGAACCACAAGGACAAGAACGUCCGCCAGAGAAACGCUAACUGAGUCAGAGGUGACGUGUAGCUGAAGAACUUGUCUGGACGUUGUUUUCUUCUAAUUUUUUUUUUGUAAAAUAGCACCAGGAAAUACUUAGCGUGUCCUUGCGAUUCAGUUACUUCACUUUCGACAGGAAAUUAAGUUGUAGAAUCUAAAACACACACUUAUUAUUAUUUUUUUUUUUUAAAGAAAAGAAUAAAAGAGAGCUGUGGGAGGGUUUUUUUUCCUACCUGUAAGCGUAAAUCCUUUUUUUUUUUUCUUUUUUUCUGAUAGUCUGGGUCACUGUUGUAGAUGUAUUUCUUCAUGGUGAUAUGGAGGGGGGUAGGUGGGGUGAUGCUUUCUUUCUCACCUUUGGGAAGAGCUGCGUGUGUGUGAUGGGUAGGAUUACUUUGAAAUGCCUCUCUGUGUGUGGGGAGCAGCAACUGUCACAGCUCCCUGUGUGCUGCAGGUCUGUCCUGGGGGCAGGUCAGGAAGAAACUGCUGUAGCAACCUGUGGAGAUGACCUGAUCUCCCAAUGGGCUUAGAAAGGUAAUUCUGGAUCUUUCCCAGUGCAAAGAGCGGAGCUGCAUGGGAGCAGCUUGCAUGUCUUGUAAUUGCCAGGCUUCCUGGCCAGCUCCCCCAGGGAUGCUCUGGGUGAUUACAGUCAAGCAGGCAACCAGGAGGCAGCAUUAGAGCUGGGCAUUGGCUGAGCAUGAGUAGCAAUAACUCAUUUAAUGGGGGGCUGCUGGUUUCUCAAGUUGCUACACUGGAGCAAGCAGAUGCUGGGGCUGUGGUGCUGGGGGAGGGGGGUUGCACUGCGUGACAAAGGAGUCUGAGAGCAGGUAAUGCUCAGAGGAUUCUUUCUUGCUGGGUAGCACUGAGCUGAUCCAUCUGUUAACAUGCUUCACAAAUAAAGAUGAUUCCUCUUUUUGUUUUUUUCCA